GUUUUUUUUUUUUUUUUUGGUUGUCACUGUUGCCAUAUGAUUUUUAUUGAUCAGUUAGUCCUGACCAUAACAAAAUUACUUUCUCUCAAAAAGUCCACCUUUUAACUUAAACUUUUAUAUGUGGCUUCUGUACUGAGUUUAUUUUACACAUUUUUACAUUUAAGGUCAGAGGAUAUGGGUUUCACUCUCAACUUCAUACUUGUGUUUUGUCAUUUCAGCAAAGCUGACUUCAUUCCUUCAACUUCAAAACAAAAGAUGAGCAUUUCUAGCCUUGAUGAUGUCCUGCAGGCCAUAUCUGCUGCUGUUAACAACGAGGAAGAAUUUCCUCUCACUGUAUCAAGAUCCCAUGUGGUGGAGCGGGGCCUUGCUCAAUGGAAGCGACAAAAGAAGGCAUUGCCUACCAGUCGGUUAAAAAUCAGGUUCAUAGGGGAGGCGGGCCUUGAUACAGGGUCGCUACGGAAGGAGUUCCUCACAGAGAUGGUUGCAGGGAUUGAGCAGAAGCUGUUUGAAGGUGACCAGACUGGAAAAUGUCCCAAAUAUUCCAUGUUGGAUCUUGAUCAUGCAAAUUUCAGAAGUGCUGGUGAAAUCUGGGCUGCAAGUCUGGCUCAAAGCGGACCACCACCCUGCUGCCUCAAACUUUGGUGCUACAAGUACUUGUGUGAUGGGGAGAUACAGAUUCAGCACAUUUCCAAAGAGGAUGUCUCUGAUGCUGAGUAUACAUCACUUCUCUCCCAGGUUGAGUCAGCCACAGAGGCUACAAUGACUGAACUGAUUGAGGACAUUUUGAGCUGUGGCUAUAAUGGACCUGUUAAUGUUGAAAAGAGGGAAGAAAUUCUUCGUGCUGUUGUUCUUCAUGCCAUACUUCGGCUGCUGCCCCUUCUCUCCCAGCUAGGUGAAGGUCUGAAACUUUAUGGUCUCGCUGAUCUAAUGAACCAAUACCCAAACAUCUGCCAACCACUCUUUGUCCCUGGGAUAGAGGUGAAGGCUGAUGCUGACUUUGUCUUUGCGGCUUGCCAACCUGAGUUCAGCGAGAAGGGCUCCAACAAAGAACAGGUGUAAGUGAGCGUUAUGAACCAUCUACAGGACAUCUACUGGAAGCAUGUGAACAUCCAGAGGUGGGUGACACAGUAGACUAUCCAGGUCACCUGUCCCCCAGUACGUUUCUCCAGUGGCUCACAGGACAGGGCCACAUUCCUGUCUUACCAGAAGAGAAGAGAAACUUCAGAGUCUUUGUGCAGUUCAAUCACACCUGUGACAUCCAGUAUGGUUCACAUACAGUUUGCUACCCAACAGUCGCUGCAUGUAUCCACCUUCCUGUUAAGCAUAUGCAAACUUCUACUGAGUUCAAACAAGUGAUGACAGAGGCCUUCCAUCUCGGGCAGGCAUUUCAUCAGGUUUAAGUGAAAUGUUGCAGUUUCAAAUAUGCAGUGCUAAUUAGACUAC
Sander lucioperca (pikeperch) is the source of this 1443-nucleotide messenger RNA. RefSeq lists its product as uncharacterized. The record is from RefSeq and is a predicted model, not a curated record. The transcript has 8 exons. Lineage: Eukaryota; Metazoa; Chordata; Actinopteri; Perciformes; Percidae. Bases 175 to 1059 code for a protein of 294 amino acids. Gene Ontology annotation, molecular function: ubiquitin-protein transferase activity.